Messenger RNA from Phalaenopsis equestris, 1544 nucleotides. RefSeq names its product BTB/POZ domain and ankyrin repeat-containing protein NPR5-like. Lineage: Eukaryota; Viridiplantae; Streptophyta; Magnoliopsida; Asparagales; Orchidaceae. Gene Ontology annotation, biological process: plant organ development. Gene Ontology annotation, molecular function: protein binding. The coding region runs from base 82 to 1509 and encodes 475 amino acids. The record is from RefSeq and is a predicted model, not a curated record. The transcript is spliced from 2 exons.
UCCCCAUAAUAUUUAACAGCAGCUGCAGCAUCUCCAACAGUUUCUCCCAUCGAGAUCCAACACCCAAAAUUCAAUUUUUAAAUGGAAUCCGAGCCCUUCAAAUCCCUCUCCAUGGACUACCUCAACCUCCUCAUCAACGGCCAGGCCUUCAGCGACGUCACCUUCAGCAUCGAAGGUCGUCUUGUUCACGCCCACCGAUGCAUCCUCGCCACCCGCAGCCCCUUCUUCCGCCGCUUCUUCGACUCCCCGCCCCGCCGAACAAACUCCUCCGGCGGCGCCAGCUCGGUUAACGUUAUCCCCGUCAACUCCGUUCGAUACGAUGUCUUCCUCCUCCUUCUUCAGUUCAUUUAUAGCGGACAAGUGUCGUUCAUUCCUCUUAAGCACGAGCAGAGACCCAACUGCGCUGAUACAGGGUGUUGGCAUACUCACUGUUCUUCCGCCGUUGAUCUCGCGCUUGAUACUCUCUCAGCCGCACGAUCUUUUGGAGUCCAGGAGCUCGUCUUCCUCACACAGAAGCAGUUGGAGAACAUGGUGGAGAAAGCUUCCAUAGAAGACACCAUGAGAGUUCUACUUGCUUCUCGCAAACAAGAAAUGCAUCAAUUGUGGAGCACUUGCUCGCACCUCGUCGCCAAAUCCGGCCUCCCACCUGAAGUAUUAGCCAAGCACCUCCCCAUCGAGAUUGUAGCAAAGAUCGAAGAGCUCCGCAUCGAAUUCUCGCUAUCCCGCCGCCCCUCCUUCCUCCAUAACCACCACCUCCCCCUCGAUAUAGCCGUGGCCAUCCCCAAACCUGACGAUUAUCAUCACAAAAUUCGACGCAUGCGUCGUGCAUUAGAGUCCUCCGACGUUGAGCUUGUCAAACUUAUGGUAAUGGGAGAGGGCCUCAACCUUGACGAAGCCCUCGCGCUCCAUUAUGCUGUUCAAAAUUGUAGUCGCGAGGUAGUGAAGGCCUUGUUGGAGCUUGGUGCAGCGGACGUUAACUUGCCAGCAGGCCCGACCGGCAAGACUCCGCUGCACCUCGCUGCUGAAAUGGUGUGUCCUGACAUGGUGGCCGUUUUACUCGACCACCAUGCCGACCCCAAUGCCCGAACGAGCGACGAUAUCACACCGCUAGAUAUCCUCCGCUCCCUCACCUCCGACUUCCUCUUCAAAGGUGCUCUACCGGGACUCUCCCACAUUGAGCCCAACAAGCUCAGGCUUUGCCUCGAGCUCGUGCAGUCGGCGGUAAUGGUGCUUUCGAGGGAAGAGGCGGAGGCGGCUGCGGUGGGGAGCGGUAACGGUAAUAAUGCAGUUGGCUCAUUCUACCAUCCAUUAAUGAGUGCUGAAGGUGGAGAUAUUAGUAAUGAAAAUGUGGAUAGUAGCCCAAGUUUGGAUUCAAAAAUUGUUUAUCUGAACCUUGGAAUGGCGGCUGUGGGAAGGAUGGACUGUGAUGGUAGCAGAAGUAGGACUCAAGGGCGCAGUGGUGGGAUAGGCUUGUCUUCCAUUUAUUCUCAGCCUGACCAUUUCCCAUAGCUGCAGCCCACAACAGAUACCUUCUUCUUCUUCUU